This is a messenger RNA of Suillus fuscotomentosus, 432 nucleotides long. RefSeq lists its product as uncharacterized. Bases 1 to 432 code for a protein of 143 amino acids. The transcript has 3 exons. Lineage: Eukaryota; Fungi; Basidiomycota; Agaricomycetes; Boletales; Suillaceae. The record is from RefSeq and is a predicted model, not a curated record.
AUGCCUGUGGGGGCAAUCGGCUGGACACAGGAUAGCAUCAGCAGUCGUGUAUACAAUAUCACCCUUCAGAGCCAAGUCGAGAUUCGAGCUGUGGUCCACGCUGCACUGAACGAUUCACGGGGCGCCCUUGCCUACAUGAGGGAGCAUUUCCCUGAUCCCAUCCGCGUCUUCGAUUCAGGCGCAAAUGGAACCCUUUUCCAUCGACAACCGUCGGCUUGCGACAUACCGCAUGGUCGUGCCUUCCAGCACCCAGAUCCCAAUACGGCAAACGCUCAAGCCGCGUCCGCUGCCCUGCAUAGACGUUACACCACUCGGGAUGGAGGUUACUCUAUCGUACUCAGGGUCGGUGCUAGGAUCUCUGAUGGGUGCUUCACGAACUCGCCGUUCAUGACGGCAGAUACGGUUUGUCCAUGCAUGUAUCGGGAGUUGUAA